AUGCUGAAGGCAAACACUUUCAGUUUGCUCCCCCCUUCUUCCACCACUCCAAAUGGUACCCUUUUGUGCAACGGCAAGCCUGCCAGGGAUAGGAACAGAAAGGUGGCGCCCAUGAUAACAGUGAGAAAUUUGUAUCCUUCUAAUCUACUGACCAAAUGUUGGGUAGCUGAGGCCGGUCACCUGCUUAAAACCUUGAACAGCAGGUGGUUGACCAUGUUGGACAUCUUGUAUGCCGAGAAGCUUUGCAUCCAUGACUGGCCCGCCGGUGUUCCCCCGCCCGGCCCCGAUUUUGAUCUAAAGGCUUUAUCUGCAAGUCAACUAUGUGUGAUGGUGGCUCCAUAUCUCAGGAUUCAUCUUGGAGCAAUGUAUGAGGCCAAGUUAGGUCUUGAUGAUGAUGAUGACGACAGCAAGGCGGAGGCAGCGAAGGCGAAGGCGAAGAAGCACAAAGGCAAGCCCAAGAAGUCAGGUGACAAGGGAAGGAAGAAGGGGCCGACAGUACAGGAGCCAAGUGUUGUAUUGCAUAUCAGUGGAUGGCCUGAAAGUGAUAUUAUUGCUCUUGAGACACAGGCCACAAACAUGUGCCUCAUCCCACUUGUCUUCAACACUGACGGCAGGGUCGUUCACUCCCUCCAAGACUCAGAGAAGUUCGUCAAGGACCUUCCACAAGACAACACUGUUAGACACCACACCAAUCAGGAAGCCCCACACUUGUGUCAUCCUACUGACCGAGUCUUUGAGGAGCUCCCGCCUUCAUCACCACCAACACCAUCUUCGCAGUUCUCGUCUCCCCCUCCUAUUUCACGCCAAUCAAGUCCUGUGCCACCCUUGGAUUAUUCGCACAUCCAGGACACGACAUAUUCCUCCUGCUCUCGAUACAAGUGUUCACACGAAGAAGCACUUCGAUAUCAGCAUCCAUAUGACGAUGUUAUGCCAACCUAUAAUCCAGAUACUCGCAAACGGACUCGACCUCGUUAUGAAUCUGCUUGGGAGACUGAAGACUUGGAGCGUGAAAUGGUAGAGGAGAGGCACCAUGCCAGGGUGCAUGACAAUUCCCGUAUACUGUCAGGCCAAGCCCAAUCGCAGGCACAUUCUCUCGUCAAGCAAAGCAUAUCACAUCCCAUCUAUUUCUCAUACAACCAUAUCCAUUUCACCCCGUCUAUUUCUCGUGGAAUGUUGAAGCCUGAAGACAAAUCAGUCUGGAGUAUGGACGUCGAUUCGGACAUCAUAACCAUUCAUUAUUGUUCGCUCCAGGAGAUACCAUCAGUCUGGAGUAUGGACGUUGAUUUGGACGUCAUAAUGGUUCAUGAGAUACCAUCAGUCUGGAGUAUGGUCGUCGAUUCGGACGUUGAGACACCACUAAAGCCAGAGGAGGGAUCAGACGGAUGCAUGAAUGUUGAUGGAGAUGUCAUAAUGGAAAUACUUAAGCCGGAGGACGAAUAG
Messenger RNA from Suillus subalutaceus, 1440 nucleotides. RefSeq lists its product as uncharacterized. The transcript has 12 exons. The record is from RefSeq and is a predicted model, not a curated record. NCBI's taxonomy places the organism in Eukaryota, Fungi, Basidiomycota, Agaricomycetes, Boletales, Suillaceae. The coding region runs from base 1 to 1440 and encodes 479 amino acids.